CAGAGCGGAUCACCAGGGCGCAGUCGCCGCGUAGUUGAAGUUUCCCUGAAGUCUCAGUGGGGCUUUCCCUCCCGUGCAGAGCCCGCUUCCUGAGUAUCUAGUCCCGGAGGCUCCGCGCCGUUUCCCGCCCCCCCCCCAUCUCUUUCUUGGCCCCAGCUCUGGGCGGUCUCACUGCCGGGCACAGGGCAGCCUUUGCCCGCCUGCCCCACAGCACCAGGCCCGGGCAGCUGCGAGAGGGCGCAGGGGGCGGAGGCGCGGCAGGGGCGGGCUCUACCCCUCCACCCUGUACACACACCUUCUCCCUGUCUGGCUGCGGGGCCUGUGGCAGGAGCGCCUCGCACCGCCAGCCGCGGGGGGCGUGGGAUGGGGGCGGCGGGGGAGGGGGGCGCCCGCACUGACUAGAGCCGACCGCGCACUUCCAAAGGGUGUCGGUGCUGCGCUCCCCUCCCGCGGCCCGGGAACUUCAAAGCCGCCCCUGCUGCCCCGGCUGCCUCGCUCCGCUCUGGGGCCUCGCACUCCCGGCUCGGCCGCCUGGUGGCGAUGACCUGGGCGCUCCGCUCCGCGCUCCGCCAGGCUCUCCUGCUGCUCGCCGCGGCCGCCGAGCUCUCGGCAGAUACCAAGCUAUGGAGGCGAGAGUGGGAGCUUAAAUCUGUGUGGUUUGCAACGCACAUUGCUUUCGAGGUCUGAAGUGUGUAUGCCUUUUGUGUGAUUCUUCAAACUUUACCUGCCAAACAGAAGGAGCAUGUUGGGCAUCAGUCAUGCUAACCAAUGGAAGAGAACAGGUGAUCAAAUCCUGUGUCUCCCUUCCAGAACUGAAUGCUCAAGUCUUCUGUCAUAGUUCCAACAAUAUUACUAAAACUGAAUGCUGCUUCACAGAUUUUUGCAACAACAUAACACUGCACCUUCCAACAGCAUCACCAAAUGCCCCAAAACUUGGACCCAUGGAACUGGCCGUCAUUAUUACUGUGCCUGUUUGCCUCCUGUCAAUAGCUGUGAUGCUGACAAUAUGGGCAUGCCAGGGUCGACAGUGCUCCUACAGGAAGAAAAAGAGACCGAAUGUGGAGGAACCAUUUUCUGAGUGCAAUCUGGUAAAUGCUGGAAAAACCCUAAAAGAUCUGAUUUAUGAUGUGACUGCCUCUGGAUCUGGCUCUGGUCUACCUCUGUUGGUUCAAAGGACAAUUGCAAGGACGAUUGUACUUCAGGAAAUAGUAGGAAAAGGUAGAUUUGGUGAGGUGUGGCAUGGAAGAUGGUGUGGGGAAGAUGUGGCUGUGAAAAUAUUCUCCUCCAGAGAUGAAAGAUCUUGGUUUCGUGAGGCAGAAAUUUACCAGACGGUCAUGCUACGACAUGAAAACAUCCUUGGUUUCAUUGCUGCAGACAACAAAGAUAAUGGAACUUGGACUCAACUUUGGCUGGUAUCUGAAUAUCAUGAACAGGGUUCCUUAUAUGACUAUUUGAAUAGAAACAUAGUGACUGUGGCUGGAAUGAUCAAGCUGGCGCUCUCAAUUGCUAGUGGUCUGGCACACCUGCAUAUGGAGAUUGUUGGUACACAAGGUAAACCUGCUAUUGCUCAUCGAGACAUAAAAUCAAAGAAUAUCUUAGUGAAAAAAUGUGAAACUUGUGCCAUCGCAGACUUAGGGUUGGCUGUGAAGCAUGAUUCAAUACUGAACACUAUUGACAUACCUCAGAAUCCUAAAGUGGGAACCAAGAGGUAUAUGGCUCCUGAAAUGCUUGAUGAUACAAUGAAUGUGAAUAUCUUUGAGUCCUUCAAACGAGCUGACAUCUAUUCUGUUGGUCUGGUUUACUGGGAAAUAGCCCGAAGGUGUUCAGUCAGAGGAAUUGUUGAGGAGUACCAAUUGCCUUAUUAUGACAUGGUGCCUUCAGAUCCCUCUAUAGAGGAAAUGAGAAAGGUUGUCUGUGACCAGAAGUUUCGACCAAGUAUCCCAAACCAGUGGCAAAGUUGUGAAGCACUCCGAGUCAUGGGGAGAAUAAUGCGUGAGUGUUGGUAUGCCAAUGGAGCAGCCCGCCUAACUGCUCUUCGUAUUAAGAAGACUAUAUCUCAACUUUGUGUCAAAGAAGACUGCAAAGCCUAAUGAUGAUAAUUAUGUUAAAAAGAAAUCUCUCACAGCAUUCUUUUCCAUUUUCCCCUUUAUGUGAAUGUUUUUGCCAUUUUUUUUUUGUUCUACCUCAAAGAUAAGGCAGUACAGUAUUUAAGUGCCCAUAAGGCAGCAUGAAAAGAUAACUCUAAAGUUAAGCAUGGGUAGGAGUUGACUUCAUCCAAUGUUUAAUUUUACUUUGAAAGCAGCACCUCAACUCAUCUUUUUAUUUAAUAAGAAACAAGUAUAUUACAAAGUUAUAAAAUAAGCUUUAUAAAAAUAAUAUAGUCAUUAAGUUUUUAUUUUACUUGAACCAAGAGCAUAUGAAUGACCAGGAAAAAAUGUAGAAACAUUUUUUUCUGAGAUGAAAGCAUAUUCAUUAAACAUGUGAACUAGAACAUGUUAUCUUAAACAGAAAUUUAGGUUAUGUAAUCUAUGUUUUUCCCCUUUUUAAAUUAGCAGGACCUUUUAAAAAUAAACAUUUCUCUAAAUUUUAAUAUAUCAAACAUGUAAAAGUGGAGCUGCUCAGGGGAAGAUGUAAGUGAGGUUGGUGUCCCUCGUGCUUGGUCUCCAUUUCUGCUGUUCUCCUACUCUUCAUAAUCCACUACUGCGGCAGUCACUGAACCACUAAACUUGUUGCUUUCAUUUACAAAAGAGAUACCUGAUAUCCUGAGACACUGAGAAAUGUCCGAAAGUCACACAGCUAAAGGCAGAGCUGGCACUAGGGUCCAAAUCUUGUGAUAAUAAACAUCAUAGAGUUAGCUAGCUUCCUACUUUCCCCUGAAUUCUCAUAGUACUCUUCUCCCUAUGCAAUAGCUUUUAUUAUAUUUGUGGUUUAGUCAUGCAGAAGGCAUACUGAGUUAUUUUGCACAAUCAUAAUGGACCUGCAUGAAAUCUCAGAACCGCAUCUGUUGACAUUUUUUUCUCAUAGAAAUGUCGUGGUUACCCCACUUGUUAAUGAGUAUAAAUGUUUUCUGAACUCUUCCAAAGAUUAAUCAAACAUAAAUAUUCAUUGUCUGGAAAAUGUCUUUAAGAUACAAUUCAGAGGUCCCAUUUCCUUUGUACAUAUACAUUUAGAAAGAAAAGACAGAAUAGGAAGGAGGAAGCAAGGAAAUAUUUUGAGAAGAUUUAAGAAAACUCUUCAAUGAAGUGUAACAACCAAACCCUACAGAGAGUAUCAGAAACAGCAAAUACAUAUUCCUCUACUCUUUCACAAUAAGCAAGUGAGUACAGAAGAAUGCUCAUAAUAGUUUUGCCUUCAUUCUACUUUCUGUGGACACAGAGUAAUGAAUAUUUAAUGGGACAUUACAUAUGUCCUUCAAAUCUAUAAUGCUACUUUGGUAAAGGAGACUUAACAUGGUGUCUUUUAUUCUUCUAAAACAUCUUCUCUCAAGCUCCAUUCCUUAGAACAUUCUGCUGCUGAGAUGAUCCAAGACCCAAAGUGUUCUUUAAUACUUGCUUAGAAAGUGAUAGUACAUGUUAGCAUAUCACGUACUUUGAAGAGUGAAGUAAAUGCUACUGAUAACAGUUUAAAAAAAACUAAUAACAGUAAAGAAAUGCUACUUGAAUUUUUUAAACUGGAUUUUACAGAUUACCUGACCAUGGUGGAAGGAACCCUUUUACUAAGAGGAGAAGAAACUUUUUACUAUCCCAUAUUUAAAUGUUCUAUAAAGCAAAGCACAGCUUGGGUAAUAGUGUUCUGAAAGAUAUGCUUCUGUAUUUUCUCAUAGAGUACAAUUUAGUAAUUAUGGUUCAUUUCACUAUGGAAAUAUGUUACUGAAUCCAUUUUCAUUUUACUGAGUUGAAAUAAGGAAGGCAAAAAACUGAAAGCUAUGGAGUUUGCCGAUACUUCCAUACUCAUUAAUGCACUCAUCCACUUAUUAAAUAAUCAUAGAGCACCACAUAUCUUGCUUGCCACAAUAUCAGGUAUGAGAGGGAAUAAAAAGAUAGAUAGCUCCUGCCCUCAGGGAUUUUAAAGUCUAAUUUGGGAAUGGGAAUAGGGAUGUUAGUGUGUAGGGGGUGAAAAUAAAUUGACAGAUAAAAUACAAAGUGGGAUGUCUUGAGUUCUGCUUGACAGUGGGUUUCUAGGAUAGGUCUGAAAAUUGCUUUCAGUUGCAACACAUUUAGAAAGUAUCUUUAUUUGGAUAUUACAGACAAUCUAAAUAUAUCAUCGGUUUUUAAAAGUGCCUAUGUGAAGUGAUUUUUUAAAAGAGCCUAUGUGAAGUGGUAAUCUUGCUUGUUACUAAUUUCUCAUAGACUGUUUUACUGCAUAUAUAAGAAUGAAAUUAUUUAUUUACUAUGAUUGUACUCAUCUCAAAUAAACAAGAAUAAUAUUUCCUGUUUUAUUUACAUUGGAUAAAUAUGCUUAUUGAAUUUUUAAGAGAGGAUGUUUUAACAUCUCCAUUUUUCUUGUCAUUAUGUUUUGUAGCUUAUUUGAGGGUGUCUAAAUAUAAUUUCAUAUUUUAUUGGUUCAACUUGCACUCUGAAGAAAUCCGUAUGUUAGUACAUUGAGGUAUUUUUCUUGUUCUUGUAUUGGUUAACUGUGACUCCUAACUGAAUAGUCUUAUAUUUCAAUUAAAAAAUACAUUUUUUAAGGAAGGGAGUAGAGCAGCAAAAAAUGAUAAGGAAAACAUGAAAAGUUGUAAUAUUUCCUUUACUCUUAACAGGAUUAUAUAUAGAACAUGCUCACUUACAAAAAUAGGAUAAUGAAGUUUAGAGCAUAAGGCAGACUUCUUGUAUAUACUUAUGCUGUCAAAUUUUAUUUUGUUUUUAAUGGAGUCCCAUUGUGUGAUAUUUAUUUCUUUUAAAUUUUGUUAUAAGCAAAAAAAAAAAUUCUUCUUAGGUUAGGUUCGGAUUUUCAGUAUUCUUUAAUCGUUACAGAUAUUUUGGCUUUGGGAAAUAAGACAGGACUUGGGAAAAUGCUACCACAAAUUAUCAGUACUGUAUAAAGUGGUGAUGGGAUUUAAAUGCAGCAUCACUUUCUGAAAAUAAGAGAAACAUUAUUUGUUGUCAGUAUUUCAGCAUGAACUUGUUGCCUUGUAAAUUUUGCCUUUAAGUUUGUAAUUGGUACAGAUUCUGUUGUAUGCUUUCUUCUAUGUCUAAAAUAUUUGGCAUGUCACAUCUAGAAUUCUUAAUUUAUGUUCUGACUUGAGAGUUAAGUGAAACAUGACUGUCGUGCACUAUUUUAGGCAUAGCACUUGCUUUUCAUCUUUAUACUUUCAAUUAACUUUGCAUUUUAAAUUUCAUGAUUGUAUGAGAAUAGUAACCUGGUUGCAGUAUCUGUAAAAAUGAAAAUCAGCUUUUAUUUAAAAAUGAAAAUCUACAAUAGAUUCAUUAGGUUAGAAGUUCCACAAUAGUUUAUUAUUUUAGUACAUCUUCUAUUGUAGAAUUACUAAUAAAACAAAACAAAACUAAUUCUAUUUUUCUGGAAUUUUGCCACCAUGUGACUCAUUGGGGCAGAAAAAACUCAGGGUUAUCUUUGAGUCUGCAGAAAAGUACCAGAAAACCUACUUAGUGAAAACAGGGAGCUGAUGUUUGCCAUUAUACAAAGUUCGAAUAAACAACUUGAAAUUGCUUGUUAGGGCAUAGUCUUUGAUUGAAAUAAAUAUGAGAAUAUAUUUGGCUAAAUAAAUGUAUUUAAAAUAUAGAUAUUUUAUUUCCCAGUGGAAAAUUAAGAAAGUAACCUUAGCAAAUGAAUAAAAGCUGGCAGUGGAUGUCUUCAAUAAUCAUUCCUUUAAAUAAAUUCACAAACACAUAAUUAUAAGCUACUUAGAAAUGGUUAGUGUUAGUGUCUUAAAAUGGCAUCAUUGGUCAGGCACAGUGGCUCAUGCCUGUAAUCCCAGCUCUUUGGGAGGCCGAGACAGGGGGAUCACAAGGUCAGGAGUUCGAGACCAGCCCGGACAAUGUGGUGACACCCCGUCUUUACUAAAAAUACAAAAAUUAGCCGGGUGUGGUGGUGUGUGCCUGUAGUCCCAGCUACUUUGGAAGGCUGAGGCAGAAGAAUUCCUUGAACCGAGGAGGCAGAGGUUGCAGUGAGCCAAGAUCACGCCACUGCACUCCAGCCUGGGCAACAGAGCAAGACUCUGUCUAAAAAAAAAAAAAAAAAGAGAAAAAAAGAAAGAAAUCAUUGUGGUUUUUAAAGAUAUUUUAAACAUACUAUUUCUGUUUGACAAUGCUUUAAGUUCCAUAUGCUAAUACCUACAUGGAGUUUUUCUGCUAUUUUAGUGAAAACAGUAAUUCUUUUAUCUUGAGAACUUCUAAAUAACAAAAGUCAAUUGGAAUGUAAGUUUUAUUAAAAUUUUAAUAUUAAGUAGAAUUUUUAUAAUAUGGGCAUUUUUCAAAACAUUUAAAUGAAAUUAUAUAUUUGACUAAUUUCUUUUUUCCAUCUAGCCUUGCUUUAUAUUUCAUUAUUUUUCUCACUUUUUUCCUUAAUAUUACCUCACUGUCUUUCAACCUUAUCAUUAGUUCCUAAUUUUAAAAAUGACUAUUACUUAACCAUUCUGGAAUUUAGCCUUCUAAUGAAAGAGAAUCCCUUAUUGCUCUAAAUUAUUUCAGAAGUGUUACAGCCCAAAACAAAAACCAGAAUUUGGGAAUUAGAAACAAUUAAUUUUAUAACUUGAUUCCAAUUUUGUUUAGAUGACAAGACCAAGGAUCAGAGAUUAAAUGACUACUAGUUAUUAGCAGAACUCUUAUGAAAGAUAGCCUGGUGGUGGCACCCAGCACAGUUCUCUGCCAUAUCCCCAAUUUUUACUGAUCAAAAAUUAAUUCGCACACAUCUAAACCUACCUUGAAUGCACACUAAUAUAAUGUGCCAUUUAAUGAUGGUGAUAAAAUCCCAGUUCUCUGUGUUUCUACUAAAAUUAUGUACUUACUCAGGGUGAGGUGAGUGAGAAAAACUAAAUUAGGCUAACAAAGAGUUGUAGAAAGUUUGUGAAGCUAAGUAGGCAACCACUGGGGUGCUGAUGAAAUUAGUGGAUAAAAUUUAGGAAAUGCGCGAGUACAGAAUUUCUUAGUGCAAGUAAUGAUUAGAGAACCUUCCUGACACCCCCCACCCUUUAUGUAGGGGUUAUUCUUUCUUUUCUUUUUGUACUUUGGAAUUGGGUGAAACGUGAUUUGAUAGUUGAAUUUGGGACUAUGUCCAGUGGAAUAUAAUCUGACUUCUCUUUUCUCUCUUCCCCAACCCCCACUCAGUUUCUCAUUAGUUUGUCUUCAGCAUUCAUCUUUUCAGUGCAUUAAAAAAUGUUUGCCAGAUCUCAUCAACCCCAAAUCGCUCUAUAAGUCCUGUCUUUCUUUAGUUAUGUUUUAACCUGUCCAAACUGCUACACCAUGAACUUCUUAACAAGAUUUUAAGUUCUUCACCCAUGUAUAAGAAGUUUCAUCUCAUAAUUUCUCCAGUAAUUCUUCAUUCGGCACUCUAGGGUGUUUGUUAAUGGCAGAGAUGACUUUGUUUUAAAACUUAAAAAGAAGCCGGGCACGGUGGCUCAAGCCUGUAAUCCCAGCAUUUUGGGAGGCCGAGGCGGGUGGAUCACGAGGUCAACAGAUCGAGACCAUCUUGGUCAACAUGGUGAAACCCCGUCUCUACUAAAAUUACAAAAAAUUAGCUGGGCACGGUGGUGCAUGCCUGUAAUCCCAGCUACUCAGGAGGCUGAGGUAGGAGAAUUGCCUGAACCCAGGAGGCGGAGGUUGCGGUGAGCCGAGAUCGCGCUAUUGCACUCCAGCCUGGGUAGCAAGAGCGACACUCCGUCUCAAAAAAAAAAAAAAAAAAAAAAAAAAAAACUUAAAAAGACUAGCUGCUAACUGUAUUCUGGCUUUUAGCUAACAUAUAAAGAAUGUCUACUUUUGCUUUAAUGCUAAAUUCCACUUGAGAAAUAGUGACUGGGAAAGACAAUUUGAAAUAUAUGCCCCAUAAAUGUGAUUGCUAAAUUUAUUUCUGCUGUUUCAUAUCAUUGUUUUGUUUUGCUUUUGACAUCUUUUAAAACUAAGCCAUUAUGUUAUUAGUUUGGAAUAUAAUACUAUAAUAAAAUUAAGUAACAAUCCCUUUUUAAAAAAAUUCCCCUAAUAAUAAUAGAACUGCCAGGAUACUUUUCUCUUUCAGUUGUAGAUGAAUACAUUUGAGAGAAUAUGAGUUUUAUUUCAUCUUAGAUUUUAAUAUUUUCACAUGUGAUUGUAUUUCCUGAUCAUUGGUUCAAGUUAUCCUAAAAGAAGUUUUUCUCUCCAGACCUAAUAGUUUUAAGUGCAAGAGUUCACUGUGGGCUAAUCUGAAUGUUAAUGAGGCCAUUAAGAAUCUGAGUGCUUCAGGAGGUUACCCUAUACCCACUGUCAUUCCAUCCAGUCGGCCCAGUUAUGCUCUAUACAAAUACUCCCAGCUGAGGGGCACGUAGGGGCUAAAACCCAACUGCAAUUGGCUCCCAGAUAUAAUUUUAUAGUUUACAGAAAAGCAUCUUAUUUGCUUAUAUAUGUUUAAAGAAUGGCUUUGCUUAUACAUCUUCAGAAAAUGAGAAUUAAAAAGUCAAAAUAAUUCUUGAAUCUGCAAAUCAAACAAAGAACUUAGAAGAAAUAAUACUUUAUCUUUUCAUCCUGGCAUUCCCAAGAGAAGAAGAGAGGUUGUAUGUUUAUCAUGUUGGUUUAAUUUUUCAACCCAGACAAUCUGCAGCAAGGCCCAUGGACCUAAUAAUCUUCCACAUAGUUUUCAUUCUAUGCAUGGAGCCAACUAUUGACUUUGCCUGUAAACAGAGGAUUGUGUGCCUAAAUUUUGUCUAACAAAUGCAAACAUAGAAUGAAAUGUAUUAAUAUUUCUAUUUCUUCCAUAGGCUAAUAGUAACUAAAUAUUUUUAAAGACCCAGCCCUUUUCUUCUCUUUAUACAAAAUGAGAGUAUCUGAGCCAAAAUAUUAAAUUCGAGUUCAUUUUCACAAUGACUAGUGUCAAGCUCAUGUACUCUUCUGAUUCUAGACUGGAGAAGAUUAUUCAAACUUGAUCUGUGUUUCAGGUUUUUAAAUGUCCUAAAAACAGAAAAUUAGAUUCAGAUCUCAAAAAAGGAAUUUUGGAUUGACUUUCAAAGUACUAAUACUAAUUAUACUUUUCUUUUGGUAGCGUGACUCUUCUUAUACCUAAGAACAUAUUACAAAUGUCAAAACCAUUGCAUUUUGACAUUGCAAAACAUGCCUUGAACUCUUGAACUACUGUGAAAAGAAUCAUCGUUGUAAAGACUUUUUGUAAGCUAGCUGAUACUCAAGUAUGAAAAGAGAUUGUCUUUCAGCAGACAGGCCCAAAGGAAUAUAUAUAUGUAAGGAAGAAGUAUGAAAAAAUAAAUUAGGGUGUAAAAUAAUAAUUGGGCAAUACACUGUAUCAAAAAUAUGUAGAUGAAGAUUUUAGUGGUGGUAAUUUAAAUGUUGAAGAUGAGAAUUUUAAAUUCCAAAGAAAGAUGAAUGAUAAUUAGAUGUUUCAUUAAUUUCUAGUCUGUGAAAAUAUGCAUUUUAUAGUAACAUGUAUAGACUUAUUUUAUUUAGAAAUAGUAUUUUAGAAUUUAUUAAAAACUCAAUGAUAGCCUUUAUACCAAAAUGUUUAACUUUACCAACAGCAAGUCAUAAAAGUAUUUAUUUUAAAGCUUUUUAAUAUUAUCACAUAACUUUCAUCUGUCUUCAAAUGUAAAUAAUUAUCUGCCUAAAUGUUAUAUUUUUAUGUAUGCGUUUUCUGAAAAUGUAUUGUUUUGUAAAGUGGCAAAGAUAAUAAAUUAAGCAUUUGUUGCACUUGUUUCUGUGAAGCAUAUAGAGCUCUAUUUUAAAUAAAGGAAGAUGUGUCAUA
Callithrix jacchus (white-tufted-ear marmoset) is the source of this 9894-nucleotide messenger RNA. Lineage: Eukaryota; Metazoa; Chordata; Mammalia; Primates; Cebidae. The record is from RefSeq and is a predicted model, not a curated record.